Molecule: messenger RNA, 854 nt
Organism: Galeopterus variegatus (Sunda flying lemur)
Lineage: Eukaryota; Metazoa; Chordata; Mammalia; Dermoptera; Cynocephalidae
Gene: GPR32
Product: G protein-coupled receptor 32
Biological process (GO): phospholipase C-activating G protein-coupled receptor signaling pathway; inflammatory response; positive regulation of cytosolic calcium ion concentration
Cellular component (GO): plasma membrane
Molecular function (GO): complement receptor activity; N-formyl peptide receptor activity
Source: RefSeq, a predicted model, not a curated record
UCCCUGCGUCCUUUGUCAUUGGUUUACUGGGCAAUGGGCUGGCGCUGCAGAUGACUAUCUUCCGUAUGGCCCACACUGUUACCACCACCUGGUUCUUCAACUUAGCCCUUGCUGACUUCACUGUCUUGCUGUCCCUGCCUAUCUCCAUAUACAACACAGCCUCCCAGCAGUGGCUCCUUAACGAGUUGGCCUGCAAACUCUACAUGGCUUUUGUAGCCAUUGCCUUCUUACCAGCAUCAACCUUUUUAGUCCUCAUCUCUGUGGACCAUUGCAUCAUCAUCCUCUACCCCGUCUGGGCCUGAAACCACCGCACUGUGCAGAGAGCAUGCUGGCUGGCCGUUGGUGUGUGGCUCCUGGCUGCUGUCAUGUGCUCGCCAUACCUGAAAUUUCGAACACGAAAAUUGAAUGGAUGUGACUAUUGCUACUUCGAUUUCAACUUAGAGAAUGAGACUGCCCAGAAUUGGAGUUGAGCAGCUUUGAAGAGACAAAUGAUAGUAACACUCACUCACUUCCUGCUAGGCUUUGUGGGGCCCUUGGCAAUCAUUGGCACUUGUGCCCACCUCAUCUGGGCCAAGCUGUGGUGAGAGGGUUGGGUCCAUGCCAGCCAGCCAAAGAGGUUGCUAUUGGUGUUGGUGAUGCUGCUUACCCUCUGGGCUACCUUCUCCUUGGGCUGCCUCAACCCCUUCCUCUACAUCUUCAGCAGAGAUUUCCGAGAAAACAUUUUUCAGUCCUUGCCUUCUGCCCCAGCCAGGGCAUUCAGUGAGGAGGGGUUUCUCAGUCUUCCUGUCCCUGAGAUUAAGGCCCUGGAGGAUGAUGGAAACCUUCAGGUGGAAGCUGGAAGUCUUCCGUCUUAG